Messenger RNA from Lampris incognitus (smalleye Pacific opah), 2582 nucleotides. It is a transcript of the gene rps6kal, whose product is annotated as ribosomal protein S6 kinase a, like. Lineage: Eukaryota; Metazoa; Chordata; Actinopteri; Lampriformes; Lampridae. The record is from RefSeq and is a predicted model, not a curated record. Bases 208 to 2427 code for a protein of 739 amino acids. The transcript has 22 exons. Gene Ontology annotation, biological process: protein phosphorylation. Gene Ontology annotation, molecular function: ribosomal protein S6 kinase activity; magnesium ion binding; ATP binding.
CAUAUUUGCAUCUAUAUGGCAGGAUAGCGGUGCUCGGCGAGCGUAUGGUCCUGUCAACAACACCAACUAUUCCCAUACCGGCCCCCAGUCUUCCCCCGAUCGCGGUCCCCGGGGUCGUGAAACUCGUGUCCGACCAUCGAAGCGGAAUAUCCAGGCUUCCACGUAGGGGAGACAUGCAACGUGGAAGCGGGGUUUAGGUUGACUACGAUGCCUUUCUCCCAGCCAGAGGAAUCCUGGCACAAGAUGGAGGUAAACAGUGUUAGUGGUGAGGUCAAUGGACAUCAAAUCAUGGAUGAGCCCAUGGAGGAGGGAGAGUCUUUCACACACUGUGAUGAGGGGGCAUAUAAGGAAAUUCCUAUCACUCACCAUGUGAAAGAAGGCUGUGAGAAAGCAGACCCGUCACAGUUUGAACUGCUCAAAGUGCUGGGCCAGGGUUCUUUUGGCAAGGUGUUUCUUGUCAGGAAGAUCUUGGGUCCAGAUGCUGGUCAGUUAUAUGCAAUGAAAGUUUUGAAAAAGGCAUCGUUGAAAGUCAGGGACAGAGUUCGCACGAAGAUGGAGAGAGACAUUUUAGUGGAAGUCAAUCAUCCCUUCAUUGUGAAGUUGCACUAUGCCUUUCAGACAGAAGGGAAACUCUAUUUAAUACUGGACUUUCUCAGGGGAGGGGAUGUAUUCACUCGCUUAUCCAAAGAGGUUAUGUUUACAGAGGAGGAUGUGAAAUUCUACCUUGCAGAGCUGGCCCUGGCCCUCGACCACCUGCACAACCUGGGCAUAGUUUACAGAGAUCUCAAGCCAGAGAACAUCUUACUUGAUGAAGCUGGACAUAUUAAGUUAACAGACUUUGGUCUGAGUAAAGAGUCAGUAGAUGCCGAUAAGAAGGCUUAUUCCUUCUGUGGUACGGUGGAGUAUAUGGCCCCUGAGGUGGUCAACAGGAGAGGACACACGCAGAGUGCUGACUGGUGGUCACUGGGCGUACUUAUGUUUGAGAUGCUGACGGGGACGUUACCGUUCCAAGGGAAAGACCGCAACGAGACCAUGAACAUGAUUCUCAAAGCUAAGUUGGGAAUGCCACAGUUUUUAAGUCCAGAGGCCCAGGGUUUGUUGAGAAUGCUAUUCAAACGUAACCCUGCUAACAGACUGGGGGCAGGUCCUGAUGGAGUGGAGGAGAUCAAACGUCAUUCUUUUUUUUCAACAAUUGACUGGAAUAAGUUGUACAGGAGAGAGCUCCAGCCCCCGUUUAAGCCUGCUGCAGGAAAGCCAGAUGACACAUUUUGCUUCGAUCCCGAGUUCACGGCCAAAACCCCUAAAGACUCUCCAGGUAUACCUCCCAGUGCUAAUGCCCACCAGCUUUUCAAAGGCUUCAGCUUUGUGGCUCCAACAUCUUUGGAUGAGAACAAGACCUCCCCGCUCCUCAGCAUACUGCCUAUAGUUCAGAUGCACGGAGGCUCAGCUCAAUUCUCAGACUUGUAUGACCUGCAGGAAGACAUAGGGGUUGGCUCCUACUCCAUUUGUAAACGCUGUGUACACCGGGUCUCCGCCAUGGACUAUGCUGUGAAGAUUAUAGACAAGGGUAAGCGGGAUCCCUCAGAGGAGAUUGAAAUCCUGAUGAGAUACGGACAGCAUCCAAACAUCAUCACUCUCAAAGACGUGUAUGAUGAAGGCAGGUAUGUGUACUUAGUAACAGAGCUGAUGAAAGGAGGAGAGCUGCUCGAUAGAAUUCUCAGGCAGAAGUUCUUCUCUGAGAGAGAGGCCAGCGCAGUGCUCUACACCAUAACAAAGACUGUUGACUACCUCCACUGCCAAGGGGUGGUCCACAGAGACCUAAAGCCCAGCAACAUCCUUUACAUGGAUGACUCGGGGAACGCGGACUCCAUCAGGAUCUGUGACUUUGGCUUCGCCAAGCAGCUUCGAGGGGGAAAUGGCGUGCUCCUCACCCCCUGCUACACAGCCAACUUUGUGGCACCAGAGGUACUAAUGCGGCAAGGCUAUGAUGCUGCCUGUGAUAUAUGGAGUCUUGGAGUUCUACUGUAUACUAUGCUAGCAGGGUACACGCCGUUCGCUAACGGUCCCAAUGACACACCGGAAGAGAUCCUGCUCCGAAUAGGCUCCGGAAAGUUCUCUCUGACUGGUGGCAAUUGGGAUACGGUGUCAGACACCUCAAAGGACCUACUUUCUCACAUGCUCCAUGUGGACCCUCACCAGCGCUACACGGCAGAACAGGUCCUAAAGCACGCCUGGAUCACCUGCAGAGACACGCUUCCGCACUUCCAGCUCACACGCCAUGACGCGCCACACUUGGUCAAGGGAGCCAUGGCUGCCACCUAUUCAGCACUGAGCCAGAAGACAAGCCAGCCAGUGUUGGAGCCCGUGGCAGCGUCCAGCCUAGCCCAGAGACGCGGUAUGAAGAAACUCACCUCAACGGACAUGUAGACUGAAACGCCCACCCACCCACCCACCCACCCACACACACAUACACACACACACGCAAAUACAAGCAGAAAAGCUUUUCCCCUAACUCUGACCUCACUCUUGUUAGCUUACACAGACACACAUCUACAACAACCCUAUUGUCUCCUAAUCGUCUU